Molecule: messenger RNA, 1569 nt
Organism: Anopheles maculipalpis
Lineage: Eukaryota; Metazoa; Arthropoda; Insecta; Diptera; Culicidae
Gene: bb8
Product: glutamate dehydrogenase, mitochondrial
Exons: 1
Coding region: 1-1569 (522 amino acids)
Biological process (GO): L-glutamate catabolic process
Cellular component (GO): mitochondrion
Molecular function (GO): L-glutamate dehydrogenase (NAD+) activity
Source: RefSeq, a predicted model, not a curated record
AUGCAUCGGUUCGUGGCCACUUUCAAACUGUUCCGGCGGGGAGCACAUACCAUCCCGAAGCAUCUCGAAGCCAUUCCCAACGAGCGAGAUCCACCAUUCUCCAAGAUGGUAGAAUAUUGCUUCCACAAGGCAUGUAUCGUGCUCGAGCCACAACUAAUUGAAUCGAUGAACAAGUAUCCUUCGAUGACGGCGGAAAAGCGCAUCAACAGAGUGCAGGCCAUUCUGAAAAUCAUCUCCAAUAACUCGAGCACAUUGGAGUUCCAGUUCCCUUUCGUGCGGGACGACGGUCAGUAUGAGAUGGUUACGGCAUUUCGGGCCCAUCAUUGCCUCCAUCGGCUUCCGGUCAAGGGAGGUAUUCGAUACUCGCUGAACGUGUGCAAGGACGAAGUCGAAGCACUCUCGGCACUGAUGACCUUCAAGUGUGCCUGCGUCAACGUACCGUUCGGAGGUGCCAAAGGUGGGAUAAUAAUCGAUCCAUCCAAGUAUAGCGAAAAAGAAUUACAAAGCAUCACUAGACGCUACACGGUGGAGCUGGCGAAGAAGAACUUUAUUGGACCCGGCAUUGAUGUACCCGCGCCGGACAUGGGUACUACCUCACGCGAAAUGUCCUGGAUUGCCGAUCAGUAUGGGAAAACUUUCGGACAUCGUGACAUCAACACGAUGGCCGUCGUUACCGGUAAACCAUUGAACCAAGGCGGUGUUCGAGGUCGUACGGAAGCCACGGGCAAAGGUGUUUAUAUUGCGACUAAUUGUUUCACGCGCGAAGCUAGCUGGAUGCGCGAAAUCGGGCUCGAGCCGGGCCUGGAAGGAAAGACUGUCAUUGUGCAGGGUUUCGGAAACGUUGGGCAGUAUGCGGCCGAACAUUUCCAUAAGGCAGGCUGCAAAGUGAUAGGCAUUAUUGAAAGGGAUGUUUCAUUGCACUGCAAGUCGGGUAUCGACAUUAAAGCGCUGAGCCGUUACAAGACCCAACAGAAGACCAUCAAAGGAUAUCCGAAGGCAAACGAGUUCAACGGCGAUUUGCUGUUGGAAGAAUGCGAUAUUCUUAUACCAGCAGCGAUGGAAAAAACAAUCACCUCCGAAAACGCCAAACAUAUAAAGGCAAAGAUCAUUGCGGAGGGAGCGAACGGUCCUACGACGCCGGCAGCCGAUAAAAUACUACAGGAACGCCGCAUUCUCGUCAUUCCCGAUCUCUAUUGCAAUGCCGGCGGUGUAACCGCAUCGUACUUUGAGUACCUCAAAAAUAUUAAUCACAUCUCGUUCGGUAAGCUAUCGUUCCGUCACGAGGCUCAGAACUUGCGUGAAGUGCUCGCCUCCGUGCAGGAGUCCUUGCGAAGUGCGGGAGUGUGCGUUACUGUAACACCUAGCAAACAUCUUAAGCAUUACUUUGAGCAUGCGAGCGAGGCCGAUGUCGUAACGUCCGGGUUACAGUUUGUACUAGAAACGGCUGGGAAAGGUAUAAUGAAUGUAGCAUCCCAGCACCAACUGUGUUUGGACCUUCGUACCGCGGCCUACAUUUGGUCGGUGGAGAAAAUUUUCAAAUCUUACGAAGAAGCGGGACUUUCCAUGUAA